Capsicum annuum is the source of this 396-nucleotide messenger RNA. RefSeq lists its product as uncharacterized. The record is from RefSeq and is a predicted model, not a curated record. Lineage: Eukaryota; Viridiplantae; Streptophyta; Magnoliopsida; Solanales; Solanaceae. The transcript has 3 exons. Bases 1 to 396 code for a protein of 131 amino acids.
AUGGAUUCUGAUUGGUGCGAACAGAUCAAAUUCCAUCUUGGGGUUUUAGAUCUUGAUGUUACACUUUACUCUGAGAAGCCAACUGCUAUUACUGAAGCUAGCAGUGAUGAAGAAAAGUCCUAUUAUAAGCACUGGGAUCGGUCUAACAGAUUAGGCCUAAUGUUCAUUCGAAUGAAUAUUGCGGGCAAUAUUAAGACUACUCUUCCCAAAACUGACAGUGCAAAAGAACUUCUAAAACUUGUGGAAGAGUCUUCCCAAACUGCUGAUAAGUCUCUUGCUGGGACACUAAUGGCUGUUGCACAGCAAAGUAAUCAACAAGAACAACAAAUUAAUGCUCCUACUAAUGAAGCCAUAAUUGAUGAACUUGUAGUAAAUGAACCACAAGAAGUAGCAUAA